CGGACAUUGGCUGACUUUGAGUGGCCGGCGCAGUCAGAUUUCUAAGUAUCAUUUCUAAGGCACCUUUUAAAAGUGGCGGAGUCGCCUCCCAGCUCUAGCUCAUUCAGCCUCUUUUGCGCCUUUCUUCCAACCUCUCUUGGCUUCCUUGCUUCCUGGCCUUCAGCCUCACGAUUUGAAUUUCGUGGGGAGAAGGGAUAGGUUUAGACCACACGGUCUGUGUCCACCAGGCUGGGUUGCGGGCUGUUUUUUGCUCCCUUCCCUCUUGCUAGGCUGGUUUGAGCACCCGUCACGUCCCUCUCGUACUUAUCAGAUUCAGCACUUAUCAGGUGGAGCCAGAAGGCUUGGGUAAUAAAACCCGGAGUGACUAAUCCGUGCCCUGAGUAGACAGACUUCUGUCAGCCAGUUCGUGGCCUGUGUAGUUAGGAGCAGACCUCUUUUACUAUAUGGAUAAUUAUGCUAUUGCCUCCAUUAGUUGUUUUGUUUUUGUUUUUUUUUUUUAAGAUUUUAUUUUUAAGUAAUCUCUACAUCCAAAAUGGGGCUGGAACUUAAAACCCGGAGAUCAAGAGAUCCUCCCUCUAGUGACUAAGUCAGUCAGGUGCCCCUCCUCUAUUAAUCUUUUGCUCUUCCCCGGUUCAAAUGCCAAGCAUUAAGUGAGCCACCAAAAUCAUCUCCCAUUUUCUUUUCCUUCCUUCCUUCCUUCCUUCCUUCCUUCCUUCCUUCCUUCCUUCCUUCCUUCCUUCCUCCCUCCCUUCCUCCCUCCCUCCCUUCCUUCCUUCCUUCCUUCCUUUUUACAAACUCUAGAGUGGAGGGAGCUGUCUGCUACAUACAAAACAGCUCCCAUUAUCUUUCAAACCACCGCAAGCCUAUUAUGCAGCCAUGAGUUAGUGGAGAAGAACCCAGAGUUACAGAGAGAAGAUUAUAAAUGCCAGAGCCAUUUAACUGAUGGUUAGCUGCUGAAUUCUGACACUUCCUUAAAUACCUUCUUGCACCAACAUCUUCACUGGGAGGAAUUCAGGAAAAGUAGCAGAGGGAAGGAGAGAUCACAUUUACAUGUACCAUGGCUAUACCAAUAACAGUGCUUGACUGUGAUCUCUUGCUCUAUGGCCGAGGUCACCGGACAUUGGACCGCUUUAAGCUGGAUGAUGUGACUGAUGAAUACUUGAUGUCCAUGUAUGGGUUUCCUCGACAGUUCAUUUAUUACUUGGUGGAGCUGUUGGGGGCGAAUCUUUCUAGACCUACUCAAAGAUCCAGAGCUAUUAGCCCAGAGACACAGAUUCUUGCAGCACUGGGCUUCUAUACUUCAGGUUCCUUCCAGACUCGGAUGGGAGAUGCUAUUGGAAUCAGUCAGGCAUCUAUGAGUCGAUGUGUUGCCAAUGUCACCGAAGCACUUGUGGAAAGAGCCACACAGUUCAUUCGCUUUCCAGCUGAUGAAGCCUCCGUGCAGGCUCUGAAGGAUGAAUUCUAUGGGUUGGCAGGGAUGCCAGGGGUGAUAGGGGUGGUUGACUGUAUCCAUGUGGCAAUCAAGGCACCAAAUGCUGAAGACCUCUCCUAUGUGAACCGCAAGGGUCUGCAUUCUUUAAACUGCCUGAUGGUGUGUGACAUCAGAGGGGCACUAAUGACUGUGGAGACUAGCUGGCCAGGCAGCCUACAGGACUAUGCUGUGCUGCAGCAAUCUUCCCUCAAUAGUCAUUUUGAAGCCGGAAUGCACAAAGAUAGCUGGCUGCUUGGUGACAGUUCCUUCUUUCUACGUACUUGGCUCAUGACCCCCCUUCACAUUCCUGAAACUCCAGCCGAAUAUCGCUAUAAUAUGGCCCAUUCUGCAACUCACAGUGUGAUUGAGAAGACUUUCCGAACCCUCUGCUCCCGAUUCCGCUGCCUGGAUGGAUCCAAGGGAGCGCUGCAGUACUCACCAGAGAAGUCCAGCCACAUUAUCUUAGCUUGUUGUGUCCUCCACAACAUCUCCCUGGAGCAUGGGAUGGAUGUUUGGUCCUCUCCAAUGACAGGACCCAUGGAACAGCCCCCUGAAGAGUAUGAGCACAUGGAGUCCUUGGACCUAGAGGCUGACCGAAUCCGCCAGGAGCUGAUGCUCACUCAUUUUAGCUAAUGUGAAAGGUGUGGCAGGGAGGGAGACUUUCCAGAAGGAGUUGUGACAAACUUUCCCCUCGCCACCCCCUACAGAGUUCCAUCAUCUAGCAUGACUAUGUGGACACUUGUCACAAACUGAUAUUUAAUCUGUGUGUUUUAGAAGGGUGUGGCUAUGCCAAAAUAUCUUGAUUCAUUUGCAAAUAUAUUAGCUAAACCAAAACCAAGCCAAUAGUUCCCUGCUAUCCACUGAACUCCAGGUUGAGCACCACUCAUUUGAAAACCCACUAGUAGCAGACAUUUAUGAUUGUGCCUGCAAAAUCAAAGCAAAGGGGAAAAUGGCACUCAGCCAGAAUGUUUUUUUAUUUAAUUAUCUAGAGAUUUCAAAUGAAAACAAUAUUUGUUUGUCCUGAAUUAUUGAAUAGGAUUUUAGCUUUUCUACUUUGCUGCAUAUAUAGGCAUCAUCUGAGACAAGUGUAAAGAGCAAAUUUGUUAGGGAAUGGUCUUCUGACAAAAGUAAGUGGCUACUAAUCUGAGUUUGCAGAUUUGUGUUUUUAAGAGGAUGUUAGGGACAGCCUGAAGCCUCCAUCUGUAGUCGUUCUGCAGUAGUUGGACUGUGACUUGGACCUGGUUUCUAGGGAGAACAUCUGGACUCCAAUCUCCUCUUUCCAACUCAGAGUAGGAGUUAGAGGCUAAAUGGGUUUAAGAACCCAAUCAGCUUAAAGAAUACAAGUCAAAAAAGAUAAAAUAGCAAGCUUACACUUUACAGAUCUAAAGACCCUGAUAGAUUGAUGGACAGAGGAGAUUCACCCAGGUUUUGACAGCUCAAAUCUAAAUAGAUCACAUUUCUUAUGCUCAUGAUGUUAGAAUGUCUGUUUGGCCAUUCUGCUUUGAAAUUCCUUGAAUAGAAGGAAGAUUGAGGGAAUAAAGAAGGCAUUGUGAAGUGGUGAAAAAGGAGGUAAAAAGAACAUAAUUUCUUGGUGUGAAAUGAAUUUGGUGUUAGACCUACUUGGAUAUCUUGUGUGCAAAGUGAUGGACAGAAUUUCCCAGGAAAUAAAUAGUCCCCUACCAAGUCUUAUUCUAAAAUUAUACUGAUAUAAAAAUAACCUGAUUGGAAUAAUGAAAGUGUGAAUUAGGUUCACACUUUGGUGCCUUUGCUGGGACAAAAAAGAGACUUUCCUGAGGAUUGUCUUGUUCCCAGUUUCUCAUCAACUCACCAUAUGAUACUUCAGAAUUGUCCUCUUGGAUCAUUUCCUACCUGCCUUUGGCAGUGUUAAUCUGGUGAUUUUCAAAGUAAAGAAAUGAACAGCUGAUGACAGAAGAAAUUUGGAAAUAAAUUGGAGGUGACUCAUCGCUAUGAUUAAAAACAAUUAUGGAUUAUUAUCUGCUGUUUAUUUCUACUCCAAAUGCUAUUUCCCGUCAUCAUCCUACUCUAUAAAGAGUGGGUCCAUUUGGCAGGAGGUUGAGCUUCGUACGUACAAUGACAUCACGGAGAUGAGACUAGACCGUGAAGAGGUGCCUGUGAACGUUAGUUCUACUCACUGUGCAGCACAGGUGCCGUUACAUAUUUUUCCUUUGUAAAAUCCAACCUGUGACCACCCUUGCUUUGUCUCCCUCAUGAGGCAAUAUUUUAACUCUCACAGUCUUUCCAGGUUUCCUGAAAUGGGUAUUUUUCCCUACAGAGUUUUGGUUCUAGUAUGCAUAUUGCAUGAGGAAAGGGUGACUGGCAUCCGGGUUAUCAUAAGUGGCAAGGUGGAGUGUGAACUUCAAAAAUGCCUGGCAUUUUAGCCUGAAAAAACCUACCCUAAAGGAAAAUUGGGGUUUUUCACAGCCUAACUCACUGGAUGGUAACAUGAAGCCUGAGUGGGAGGGACAGUCUUGGAGAGAUUUCAAAAGCAAUUUCAAGUCUAUUACUUGCACAUCAAAGAUAAUUUCUAAGUGCUGAACCGACUGAAUAUUGGCUGGCAGUGUUUUUCCCUGGGAGCAUUUUAUUUCCUAAUAAUUCCACAGAAUAACUGUUCAAAUCUGUUUCUUUAAUCUCCAUUCAAUGUGAAUUUUUACAGGCCAGGGU
This is a messenger RNA of Ailuropoda melanoleuca (giant panda), 4153 nucleotides long. It is a transcript of the gene HARBI1, whose product is annotated as harbinger transposase derived 1. The transcript has 3 exons. Bases 1058 to 2104 code for a protein of 348 amino acids. The record is from RefSeq and is a predicted model, not a curated record. NCBI's taxonomy places the organism in Eukaryota, Metazoa, Chordata, Mammalia, Carnivora, Ursidae.